Molecule: messenger RNA, 5220 nt
Organism: Myripristis murdjan (pinecone soldierfish)
Lineage: Eukaryota; Metazoa; Chordata; Actinopteri; Holocentriformes; Holocentridae
Gene: hipk1a
Product: homeodomain interacting protein kinase 1a
Exons: 17
Coding region: 282-3791 (1169 amino acids)
Biological process (GO): intrinsic apoptotic signaling pathway in response to DNA damage by p53 class mediator; smoothened signaling pathway; peptidyl-serine phosphorylation
Cellular component (GO): nucleus; cytoplasm; PML body
Molecular function (GO): ATP binding; protein serine/threonine kinase activity; protein tyrosine kinase activity
Source: RefSeq, a predicted model, not a curated record
CCAGUCCAGACAGACAGAGGAUGGGCUGCCCGGGAGACAGAGCUCGUUUUGACGAUAUCUGACAUCCCGGGUGACAGUAUGCACACGCGUGGAUUCCGCAGCUAGAAACGCCAUGUCGUCCCGGGCUGAAGCCAGAUGUGACGCGUAUGUUUGUAGCUAGCUCGACUGUUAGCUUCGUCGUCCCCCGGCAGGGCAGGGAGCCGCGGUGCGCAGCUAGCAGCCCAGCUGGUCGGCUGCAGCACAAGACAGAGGAGCUGCUCGACAAGAUGAUGAGGCCUUAAAUGUCAACUCGACGACGGCACAUUCAGUCAUCAAACACAGACAUGGCCAGCCAGCUCCAGGUGUUCUCCUCCCCCUCUGUGUCCUCCAGUGCCUACUCUCGUUCAAAGAGGCUCAAGGUGGAGAACCCUGCCUGGGAUGUCACCAACCAGCUGGGAGACAAUGCUUACUACCAACAGAGCCCCAAUCAGGGAUCUGCCCCCUCCACAUCUGGGUCCAACUUCAACCCGGUGUACAACUCCAACCAGGUGCACCCGCCCACAGCGGGCUCCCGGGAGCAGACGGUGGUGCGGGCGGCAGACAGCACAGGCAGCCUCCGCGGGCCGCCCUCGUCGUCGUCCUCCUCCUCCUCCUCCAGCCGUCGCGUCAAGGAUGCGGAGUCCUCCUCGCAGCCGUGUGACCUCUACCACAAGCAGUACAGCUUGAAGAGGAAGAGCGAGGAGGUGGACAGCAGCGACAGCGUGCAGAUACUGGAGGAACUGUCAGCCCCCGUGGUGUCGAACCGCACCGGAGGCGGAGGGGGAACCACCACAGCACAGUCCAUAGCACAUUCCACGUCCACCACCAAGAGCAGCAACUCCCACAGCGAGGGGGACUACCAGCUGGUGCAGCAUGAGAUCCUGUGCUCGGUGUCCAACAGCUACGAGGUGCUGGAGUUCCUGGGUCGUGGCACCUUUGGCCAGGUGGCAAAAUGCUGGAAGCGUGGCACAAACGAGAUAGUGGCAAUUAAAAUCUUGAAGAACCAUCCCUCGUAUGCUCGGCAAGGUCAAAUAGAAGUGAGCAUUCUGAGCAGGCUUAGCACAGAGAACGCCGAUGAAUUCAACUUUGUCCGUUCGUACGAGUGUUUCCAGCAUAAGAACCACACGUGCCUUGUGUUCGAGAUGCUGGAGCAGAACCUUUACGACUUCCUGAAGCACAGCAAGUUCAGCCCCCUGCUGCUCAAGUCCAUACGGCCCGUGCUGCAGCAGGUAGCCACGGCGCUGAUGAAGCUGAAAAGCUUGGGCUUGAUCCAUGCCGACCUGAAGCCUGAAAACAUUAUGCUGGUGGACCCUCUGAGGCAGCCGUACAGGGUGAAAGUCAUUGAUUUUGGCUCAGCCAGCCACGUGUCCAAAGCCGUUUGCUCCACCUAUCUGCAGUCACGGUACUACAGAGCGCCAGAGAUCAUUCUGGGCCUUCCUUUCUGCGAAGCGAUCGACAUGUGGUCUUUAGGAUGUGUCAUCGCUGAACUGUUCUUGGGAUGGCCGCUCUAUCCUGGUGCCUCAGAGUACGAUCAGAUUCGCUAUAUUUCCCAGACACAGGGUCUUCCUGCAGAGUAUUUGCUGAGUGCAGGAACAAAGACCAGCCGCUUUUUCAACAGAGGCCCCGAUUCAAGCUAUCCUCUCUGGAGACUCAAAACACCUGCAGAGCAUGAGGCAGAGAUGGGAAUUAAGUCAAAGGAGGCAAGGAAAUACAUCUUCAACUGUCUAGAUGAUAUGAUGCAGGUGAACAUGACAAGCCUAGAGGGGACGGACAUCCUGGCAGAGAAGGCUGACCGGCGGGAGUUCAUAGACCUGCUGAAGAAGAUGCUGACGCUGGACGCAGACAAGCGCAUCACGCCCAUGAAGACCCUCAACCACCCGUUUGUCACCAUGACCCACCUGCUGCACUUCCCUCACAGCUCACAUGUGAAGUCCUGCUUUCAAAAUAUGGAUAUAUGCAAACGCAGAUGUAGCGCCUUUGAGAAUGGCAAAAAUUUGUUUGCCAGUAACAACACCCCCAGCGCAGCCACCAACCUCACUGUAACUUUCAGCAGCCAACUAAACCAGCACAACCAGAUGGCCUCUACAGGCGGUCAGUCCCUGUCCCUGAGCAGUAACGUCCCACUGCUGAACUACCAGCCUGGCCUCUACCAGCAGGCCACCAUAAACAUCCCUGGUCUGGCCCAGCAGAGUGUGCCCCUGCAGACCAGACCCACCCAGCUUUGUGCCCAGACUGAGCCCUUCCAGCAAACACUCAUCGUUUGCCCACCCACCAUCCAGGGUCUUCAAACGUCCAAUAAGCACUCUGGCUACCCAGUGAGGAUGGACAACUCGGUGCCCUUAGUUCCGCAGAACCAGUCCUCCCAGCCUCUCCACAUUCAGCCUGGCAUGCUGGCACAGGCAUCCUUCAACCCCCUGAUGGUAGCCAGCCUGUUUGCCCCAGUGGCAGGAAUGCCACCCUUAGGCUCGGUCCCUCUGGCACUGGGCUGUGGGGCUGGAAGCCCUGGCAGCUUACUGGAUCAAAAUGCCUCCAUGCUGCAGGGCUGGCCAGCAGGCACUCAGCAGAUCCUCAUCCCGUCCACAUGGCAGCAGAUGCCAGGAAUGGCCAUCCAUAAUCCUGGGCAGGCUGUAGUUCCUGACUCACCCAUGGGUGCCCCCAUCUCUGACAGCCAGCAGACGUCCAGCUGGAGGGGUCGUCAUGGCAGCCAGUAUGAUAGCCUCAGCCAGCAGGAGUCUGGUGCGGGCCGGCAUGUCUCCUCCCAAAGCCACAACUCAGGAGCAGCUCACUCUAGAUCCCAACAGGGCAAGAGAUCCAAGGCUCGUCAUGCUGACAGCAGAGCGAGGCCUGUGUCAUCGCUGCAGUCAGCUACCACUGUGGUGCACAACUCUCCCACCUUGGCUGGCGACCAGUCUCAGCCCAUCGUCAUCUCCGACACCCCUAGUCCUGCUGUCAGCAUAAUCACCAUUCACAGUGACUCAGAGGAUGAAGAUGACAGGAAGUUCCCAGCUGCCUGCUCUGGAACGAGCCAGCGGACCAAUGUGAUUAGCUGUGUGACGGUGCACGACUCCCAUGACUCGGACUCGUCAACCAGCAGCCCUCUGAGCCCGAAGGCCAGCUCACAGCCCAUCAAGUCUCUGGCCAUCAUCAUGCCGUCGGUGAAGAGCCAGCCUGGGGAAAAUACAACUCACAAGGCCCCGGCAGCACCAGCAGAUCAAGCUACAAGUGGCUCUGGAAAGUCAAAGAGGGUGUCAGCUCAGCAGUCCAGUCGGUCAGGAGAUUCCAGCACCGAACGGCAUCCGCGGGCUGCAUCCAGCAGAUCUCAGCCUCUUAACCUGAGCCAGGUGCAACAGUCUGUGAUGUCAUCAUCACACGACCAAACAGGAAGCAGUAGUACCCUGAGGAGGCAGCCGACAUACCCCCCUCCUGUCUCCUCCCACUCGUCCUACCGGCUUCAUGAGACCUCUCUCUUCAGCUCCACCCCGAACCUGUAUGCCUACCCGGCGUCCGCCGCCCUGGCUUCUGUGUCCCAAGCCGUGGACCAGAUGCAAGGGGGCUCGUCCCGCCACAGUAGAGCCAGUGGUGCUUACUCCUCCCUGGGGCUGCUCCAGAAGAACAGCAGCUUGGCCCUGGCGGGUCCUGCUCCGGGACAGUACAGCCACCACCACCAACAACAGCAGCAACAGCAGCAGCAGCCGCAGCAGCUGGGAGGACAAACUUUCCACCGAUCCAAUGCUAACUACCAGCGAAAACUCAACCAGUACCCCUACCUGUGAGGACGGGCGGCUGACUGAGGUGGAACCACUAGAAUCCGGCGCUGUAGCCUUGCAUGAAGACCAAAUGGAGACCGAGACUAGGGCUCAUCACAGGUGACUGUGGUACAGGAUUUGUUUUCAACUUGACUUUUACCGUAGUUUAUUGUCCGACUCUUGUUUUCAAAACACGCUGCGAUUAUUUUGUAAAAGAAUGUAUGACAAAGUAAUCACAGAAUGUAUUAACAUUAUUUAUGGUCAGUCAUUUUCCUUAACUCUUUCAGUUUUGGAUUUUUCUCAUGCUGCGUACAAUAACAGCAGCAUUACGUUGUACGAGUUUUAAUGUGUCAAGCCAAGUUUUGGAAUCUAUUGAAUGAGAUAUGUGUACCGAGGAGAAACUGGAACUUUAUUCUUUCGCAUUAACUGUUAUGCUGCUCUUUAUCAUGGUGGAGAUUUUUUAAAUUAUUGUUAGAAACCUUAUAUCAUUGUCAUCAGAAUAAUUGUUUUACAGUUUGUACAUGAGGCUUAAAAAAAUACAUCCACACCCACACAGAACACUCUCAUUUUACUUAUUCAUGCCUAUAUUUUGAGUUUUAUUAUUUUAAAAUUUUAAUAUGUCAACACGUUGUGAGAUGGACUCAAGUGAAGUUGUUGUAUGUUUCAUUUAUGAAUGUAUUGUAUGUAUGUUAGCUGUAUUAUAGAUACCAAUGGAGAAAGUAAGCUACUGUACUGUAGGCUGAUGUGUCUUUGUGUUCUGAAACCGGUCUUCAGAUGUCGCCGUGUCAGUUCAGCCUAUGAACCGGCCUUUGGCUUCAUUAUAUUUAUAUGUUUAGUAUGUUGAACAAAACCAUACAUUUCAAUGCAGGUCAAAAGCAGGUGGUUUUCAGAGGAGAAUGUCACUUCCUGUUAUUUUUACAAUCCUGAAGUUAUUCUUAAGGUUGCAUGUGUCUGACAUGGAGUAGCAUUCAAGAGUGCUUUGUAGACUACCAAAGACGCUGUUUAGCAGCGUCGCUGGAGAACACACAAGGUCAGUGCAAUGUUUUGUGAUUUUUUUUUUAAUUUGUACGACAAACACUCUUCAUGAUAGUGGGAAAAUGUAAAGGCUCUUGUCUUGUUAAGUGAUGUUGUAUGUGAAGUUACGCGUGCACACUAAAAAAAAAAAAAGUUUGAUUGGAUAUCACACUAUAAAGUAACCGUGAAGCCAUUUAGAUAACAUUUCAAUUGUAAUAUCCACAGUAAUACCUUUUGAAUUCACUUUGUGAAUUAUGAAAUCUGACAAUGGUGAUCUCAUGACAAUACGAAUCGAUGUUCACUAUGUAACUGCUUCUAAAGAAAUCAUUGGCUUGGUGAAACAAUGGUUGUUCUUACAAUCCUGCUGUGUUGUGAAGUGCUACAUUACAUAGAACACACAAUGAACCUUAACACAUAUAUACAAUAAAAUCUUCUUAAAACA